This is a messenger RNA of Abrus precatorius (Indian licorice), 828 nucleotides long. RefSeq lists its product as uncharacterized. NCBI's taxonomy places the organism in Eukaryota, Viridiplantae, Streptophyta, Magnoliopsida, Fabales, Fabaceae. Bases 1 to 828 code for a protein of 275 amino acids. The record is from RefSeq and is a predicted model, not a curated record. The transcript has a single exon.
AUGUGUAAUGAGUUUAAGCAUUCUAUGAUUUUGCAUUUUGAUAUGACUGAUUUGGGUAUGAUGAGUCAUUUCCUUGGCAUGGAAGUCAAGCAGAGCCCAAACGGCACAUUUAUCUGUCAAAGAAGAUAUGCACAGGAGGUAUUGUCGAGAUUUGGAAUGUUGGAUUGUAAUGUUGUGAAAAAUCCUAUGGUUCCAGGAACGAGAUUGUCAACAGACAAAGAAGGAGUGAAAGUUGAGGAAACGCUAUUUAAACAAUUAGUUGGAAGUUUGAUGUAUUUAACAGUUACAAGACCUGAUUUGACGUAUACAGUGAGUUUAAUAAGUAGAUUCAGGACCAGUCCUACUACAACACAUUGGCUUGCUACAAAAAGAAUCUUAAGGUAUGUCAAAGGCACAAUCAAUUUUGGCAUUUGGUACAAAAAAGGAAUUGAUAGUCUAAAACUACUAGCCUUUACAGACAACGAUUAUGCUGGAGAUUUGAAUGAUCGAAGGAGCAUGUUGGGUUUUGUGUUCAUGAUGGGAACGGGUGCAGUAUCUUGGGCAUCUAAGAAACAAACUGUGGUUGCAUUGUCCACAACCGAGGCUGAAUACAUGGCAGCAGCCCUAUGUGCUUGCCAAUGUGUUUGGCUUGGAAGGAUACUUAAGAAGAUUGGAGUUAAAGACGAGUCUAAAAUUGCAAUUAUGUGUGAUAACAAUUCUGCUAUACAACUAUCUAAGCAUCCAGUGUUCCAUGGAAAAAGAAAAUACAUUGAUGUGAGAUUCCACUUUCUUCGGGAUUUGGUUAAUAACAGGGUAGUUCAACUCAAUUUUUGUAACUCCCAGGAGUAG